Hemicordylus capensis (graceful crag lizard) is the source of this 627-nucleotide messenger RNA. It is a transcript of the gene RPL26L1, whose product is annotated as ribosomal protein L26 like 1. The coding region runs from base 148 to 585 and encodes 145 amino acids. Gene Ontology annotation, molecular function: RNA binding; structural constituent of ribosome. Gene Ontology annotation, cellular component: ribosome; cytosolic large ribosomal subunit. Gene Ontology annotation, biological process: ribosomal large subunit biogenesis; cytoplasmic translation. The record is from RefSeq and is a predicted model, not a curated record. The transcript has 4 exons. NCBI's taxonomy places the organism in Eukaryota, Metazoa, Chordata, Lepidosauria, Squamata, Cordylidae.
CGCGCGGUGGCGCUGGCGGUACCCUACCCGCGCCGCUCCUUCGUUCAGUGACUUCUCGCGAGAGCUGGCGGCGAUCUCGCUAGUAGCGGCGGAAGUGGAACCAAUCUCUCUUUCCGGGCGGCCAUAGCCACGGUAGCAGCGGUCAAAAUGAAAUUCAAUCCAUUUGUGACCUCAGACCGCAGCAAGAAUCGCAAACGGCAUUUUAAUGCACCAUCUCACAUUCGUAGGAAGAUCAUGUCUUCUCCCCUUUCCAAGGAGUUGAGGCAAAAAUACAAUGUCCGUUCUAUGCCCAUCCGAAAGGAUGAUGAAGUCCAAGUUGUCCGGGGCCAUUACAAAGGACAGCAGAUUGGCAAGGUAGUCCAGGUAUACAGAAAGAAGUAUGUCAUCUACAUUGAACGUGUCCAACGUGAGAAGGCCAAUGGCACAACUGUACAUGUGGGCAUUCACCCUAGCAAGGUGGUGAUCACAAGACUAAAGCUGGACAAAGAUCGUAAAAAGAUCUUGGAACGCAAAGCAAAGUCUCGCCAAGUUGGCAAGGAGAAAGGAAAGUACAAGGAAGAAACAAUUGAAAAGAUGCAGGAAUAAAAUAGACUACUUUUGUGCUAUUAAAAUUCUGUUAAAAUGAAA